AUGCCGAAGGGUGAAGGCCGCACCGCGAUAUAUAAGGCCUCCGCCGCGGCCGACAUCCCAUCAGUUCCAGCUGGUGCCUUCCACGCCUUCGAACUCCGGCGGUCAUCUCAACUCGAAGCAGAUUUUGAGGCCAACAUGGAAAACACCCGGCUGAUUCUGGUCGCAAUGCUGAUCCUCGUCGCGCUGCGGGAAAGCGUCGGCGCCGACGCCUGCGACGAAGGGAGCGACGCCUGCGCCGCCUCGUGCAAGAGUCGCGGCUGCGAAUCCGGCGACUGCGACGUCGGCGUCUGCAAGUGCAGUCAGUGCAAGGCUGGGUGGUGCAGAAGUUGCUGCAACUGCUGCGGUUGGGGUCCGUCGACGUGCGGGACGCAUGUGAAGCACUAUCGUGAACCGGCGAAGGGACUGAUGCCAGCAGUGGCCGAGAACGCCCGCACUCUCGUUGGUGAUUGGGAGCACUUCGUUUGGGGAGGCAUGCAGAACGAUGCUAUUCUCAUGUCGGCGGGGAAUUUCUCCGACACCCCUUGGAGCAAAUACUUCAUCAAAGACAUCGAGUUCUCCAGCUCAGUAUCCUAA
Messenger RNA from Darwinula stevensoni, 573 nucleotides. NCBI's taxonomy places the organism in Eukaryota, Metazoa, Arthropoda, Ostracoda, Podocopida, Darwinulidae. The record is from the annotation of a GenBank genome assembly.